Molecule: messenger RNA, 1893 nt
Organism: Saccostrea cuccullata (small rock oyster)
Lineage: Eukaryota; Metazoa; Mollusca; Bivalvia; Ostreida; Ostreidae
Product: triokinase/FMN cyclase-like
Exons: 16
Coding region: 59-1828 (589 amino acids)
Biological process (GO): glycerol catabolic process
Cellular component (GO): cytosol
Molecular function (GO): glycerone kinase activity; ATP binding
Source: RefSeq, a predicted model, not a curated record
AUUUUAUGUAUUUAUCGGCUAUCGUACAGCUUUAAUCAGAAUACAGUACUAUGCAGAGAUGACCACCAAAAAGUUGAUAAACUCAGUGGACGGUUGUGUGGACGAUGCUCUCCGAGGACUGGUCAGCGUCCAUUCCUCCCUCCGUAUUUUGCAAGGACACAAGAUCGUUGUCAGGGAGGAUGUGGAGGAGGUGAAAAAGGCGGGAAAAGUCACUCUGCUGUGUGGCGGAGGGUCGGGGCACGAACCAGCGCAGGCAGGUUAUGUCGGACAUGGUAUGUUGACUGUAGCCGUUGCUGGGGCAGUUUUCGCUUCUCCUCCACCAAGCAGCAUCCUGACAGCCCUCAGAUACGUCACCAAACUCGAUUCUGCCGGUUGUGUUGUUGUAAUCACUAACUAUACCGGGGAUCGUCUAAACUUUGGAUUGGCGAUAGAACGCGCAAAGAGAGAGGGACUAAAAGUAGACUCAAUAACCAUUGGCGAGGACUGUGCUCUGACGUCAUCAGAUAGGUCAGCAGGGCGAAGAGGAUUGGCGGGAACUGUUCUCCUAAAUAAGAUAUGUGGUGCUUUAGCGGAGGAAGGGAAAAGUUUAGAAGAAAUCGUUAAAAUUGGAAGGCAUGUCACGGAAAACAUGGGAACAAUGGGAGUAAGUCUGACACCAUGCAGUGUCCCCGGCUCUGGACCAACUUUUAGUCUUGGCGAGGAUGAAAUGGAACUUGGUUUAGGUUUACACGGUGAAGCAGGUGUUAAACGAACAAAGAUUAAGCCAGCUAAUGAAGUUGUAAAGAUGAUUCUUGACCACAUGACCAACACCAGUACUUCAACACAUAUUAAGCUUAAAGCAGGUGACAAGGUGGCCUGUAUGGUAAAUAACUUGGGAGGGAUGUCGUUGUUGGAAAUGAACAUUAUAGUUGGAGAAGUCAUCAAACAAUUAGAAGAGAGAGAUGUGGUUGUAGAGAGAGCUUAUUGCGGUUCGUUUAUGACGUCAUUAGAAAUGGCCGGACUGUCUGUCACUAUUCUUCAUCUGGAUGAAACAAUCAAACGCUGUCUAGAUGCCAAAGCAACUGUUCCGGCCUGGUCCAGCCCCAUUUUAUCACGUGACAGUUCCGUGAGAAGCACACCACUAUAUAUACCGAUUCAAGAAGAAGAAGAACAUGUCAAAAGUGGCAAUUCUGUCCGUAUACCCAAAGAGACAGCUGACAUGCUGUAUGACAUGGUAAAGCUGUCUAUGGAGACACUGAUCUCAUCAGAGGAGGAUCUCAACAACCUGGACAAGGAGAGUGGGGACGGGGACUGUGGGUCAACACUGGCCAGGGGGGCCAAAGCAAUAUUAAAAGAACUGGGACAGAAGGAGAAACCUUACCUACCGGUAGACACACCAGCAGCCUUAGCUCUGUCACUGGCAAGGAUUGUAGAGAAUUCAAUGGGCGGAUCAUCAGGGGCGCUGUAUAGUCUAUUCUUCACAUCGGCUUCGCAUUCUCUACAAAAAGACGUAACAAUGACGGGAUGGAAGGAAGCCCUUAGUAAUGGAACCUCCACAAUAAUGAGAUAUGGAGGUGCGCAGCCCGGCGAUAGAACCAUGGUUGAUGCACUAUUUGCUGCCAAUUCAGCUCUGAAAACUUCGGGAUCGUUAUCUAGUCCCGUCCAAAUUUUGGAGACAGUCGUGCAAGCGACAGAAUCCGCCGCCCAGGCCACGGCUUCUAUGAAAGCCCAGGCCGGGAGGGCGAGUUAUGUCAGUGCAGACAGGCUGAAGAACCCCGACCCCGGGGCAGUAGCCGUGACAGUAUGGUUCAAAGCAAUACUUGACAUCUUCAAGAAUACACAAGAGUAACCGAAGGUCACUGAUGGAAUCGUGUUUCAGUAUUCAAAGAUGAAAAAUAAAAUAAAGUUGUCAUU